This is a messenger RNA of Sporothrix brasiliensis 5110, 1863 nucleotides long. RefSeq lists its product as uncharacterized. Gene Ontology annotation, cellular component: pre-snoRNP complex; nucleus. The record is from RefSeq and is a predicted model, not a curated record. Lineage: Eukaryota; Fungi; Ascomycota; Sordariomycetes; Ophiostomatales; Ophiostomataceae. The coding region runs from base 1 to 1863 and encodes 620 amino acids. Gene Ontology annotation, biological process: maturation of LSU-rRNA from tricistronic rRNA transcript (SSU-rRNA, 5.8S rRNA, LSU-rRNA); box C/D snoRNP assembly; snoRNA localization. The transcript has a single exon.
AUGGCGUCCGCCGACCCGCUGCUCACAACGCUCUGCAGCGUCUGCCGCACAAACCCGCCGCGCUACAAGUGCCCGCGCUGCAACCUCCCGUACUGCUCCGUCCCGUGCAACCGCCGGCAUCGCGCCCGUGCUGGCUGCAGCGGCAUCCGCGACGUCACCACAUUUGUGCCGCGGGCACGGCUCUGCACGGCCGCGGGCAUCGACCGCGACUACAACUUCCUGCAGGGCAUCGACGUCGCCCGCAACAGCGCCGUCAAGCACGUCGUCGACGAGCGGCGCGUGCUGCGGGCGAACGAUGUGCGGGCGCGCGUGCUCAACGAAGACGGCACGGCCGGCGACAACAACAACAACAACAACAAGACGUCCCACGGCAAGAAGGGCCACCGGACGCAGCACAGUGGACCGGCACUCGUGAAGCAGUGGGACGGCGAGGAGGUGGUCUACCUGCCGGCGCGGCCACGACUGACGGGUGCGGCAGCAGCUGCGGCGGCUGCGGCUGCGGCUGCAACACAACACGACGACAGCGACGACGAUGCCGACGACGACAAUGCCGACGACGACGACGACAAUGACGAUACGGCAGCGAAACCAAACGCAUCAGCCGCACCACGCAUACCCGUCUACGAAGCCGCCACGAGCCACCGCGUGCGUAGCAUGUGCCGCCGCGACGGCAUUGCGCUGCUGGGCGCCCCGCGCGGGUUUGCACGGCAGCGGGAAAACCACACAACGGUGGCGACGGCAACAGCGACAAGCAAAGACGGCGGACGCGUGACCCAGGUGCACCUGCACUGGCAGGUGGAGUGGCUGGUGUACACGAGCAGCGAGGCGGCACCACCAACGCGGGUGCUGCGGCGCGUGCUCGACGACCUGCCCUUGUACCGGGCGUAUGCUGCCCUCCAGACGGCAGAACGGAAGAAACAAGAGAAACUGGGCGGGGGGUUGGUGAGCGAGAUUGGCGGGGUCGAGGAGGCGGAGGACAGCGGCGACGGCGACGACAACGACACCAUGGACACCCGCGGCGACGGCGAGGCGGCUGGUCCGUCUCCCUCCAAGAAACAGACGAAACAACAGAAGCAGCAACAGCAACAGCAACAGCAAACCAAGACGUCUGCACCGGCACCAACAGCCCCAUUCCACAACUCCUUCUUCUACCGAUGCGAUGUGCAGAUCCCAGCAACCGCAUCGUGGAGCACGCGCACACUCCAGAGCGGCACCGACGCAGAGCCCCGCGACGACCCAGCACAGCGCGCCGCCCGGACCAGUUUCCGCUACUAUCUGCUGCGACCGCGCGUCUCGGGCGUCGCCCACCACGCCCAGGCCAAGGAAUUGAUCCCGCUCGACGCGACGGACACGCUGGCCACGGCGCUGCCCGGUCGCUCCGUCCUCGAGUUCCCGACAAUCUACGUGCUGCCAAAGAACGGCGCCGUGCGUUUGCCUCCUGGCCAUGUCCUGGGUUCGACGGAACGGCGGCCGCGUGCUGCUCCAUCGCCGCCGCCGCCACCCCACGCCGGGCGGCACGGCAAGACGCCCAAUGGACGUCUCAAGCGGCGGCAGAACGGCGGUGGCUCGGACACGCUUGCGGCAAAGAAACGAAAGACGGCCGAAGCGGAGGACGGCGCCGGCGACGAAACCGGAUCUGCUGCGGCUGCCCCCGCGGCUGCCGAGCUCGAGAGCGAGACCAGCAGUAGCGGGUCAGACAGCAGCGACGAGGAGGACGAGAGUGCAGAGGAGGAGGAGGAGGCGGCGGCCGGCAGCCUCCCGGACCUGCUCCACGGCCUCGGCAGCGCAGGCUCGUUGCCGUCGGACGGAAAACCCAAGUUGGUUGUCUACGACUCGUGGUCUGAAGGAUCAGACGAAGAAUAG